Messenger RNA from Emiliania huxleyi CCMP1516, 417 nucleotides. RefSeq lists its product as hypothetical. Gene Ontology annotation, molecular function: GTPase activator activity; small GTPase binding. Gene Ontology annotation, biological process: activation of GTPase activity; nucleocytoplasmic transport. The record is from RefSeq and is a predicted model, not a curated record. The transcript has a single exon. Gene Ontology annotation, cellular component: nucleus; cytosol; perinuclear region of cytoplasm. Lineage: Eukaryota; Haptophyta; Isochrysidales; Noelaerhabdaceae. The annotation marks the transcript as partial.
GAAUACUCGGACGAUAAGACUUCGUUGGACUUUAGUGAAACGCGCCUUGAUGCUGGGGACGUGGCGACAAUUGCUCUCUGGCUGAAGGACGACGCGGUGCUGACCACCCUCAACAUCAGCAAGAAUUACAUCUCCGACGAGGGUGCCAAGGCGCUGGCCUCCGCUCUUCGCGUCAACGAGGUGCUGACCACCCUCAACCUCCGCUCCAACAGCAUCGGCCCCAAGGGCGCUGCCGCCGUCGGCGAGGCCCUCAAGGUCAACGAGGUGCUGACCACCCUCAAACUCGGCAACAACAACAUCCGCGCCGAGGGCGCCGCCGCAAUCGCCGAGGCGCUGCGCGGCAACGGGGUGCUGACCAACCUGAACCUCUACUACAACAAGAUCGGCGACGAGGGCGCCAAGGCGCUAGCAGCCGCU